Messenger RNA from Ilex paraguariensis (yerba mate), 1906 nucleotides. The record is from the annotation of a GenBank genome assembly. Lineage: Eukaryota; Viridiplantae; Streptophyta; Magnoliopsida; Aquifoliales; Aquifoliaceae.
CCCCUCUCUCUCUCUCUCUAUCUCCCCCUCUUCAAUUAUCAUCAUUAAUCGCAUGCUGCCAAACAGAACCUGUUAGGAUACACAACACAUCCAUGAGUCUCUCUCUCUCUCUCUGGUCUCUUUUUCUUCAUUAGUGCGAUUAGGGUUGUCAUGUCAGCUGAGGGGGUGGAAUAGAGAAGAAUGUGGGAGACAACCGAAAACAUUUGAAGGCUACUAACAGUUGACAUAACGUCUUUUUAGGGCCUGCUGUGGGUCAUACCCUUCCAACACCCACCCUCUCUAUUUCUUCAAUCUCGAUCUCUUCUAAAUUGUAUAUUUAUAUCUCCUAACUCCCCCGUUAACUCUCCACAACUCAACAUUGUCCUUUUCUUUCGUCUCUCUCUCUCUGAUCUCCAUUUCCUUCAAGUUAGUUCGGUGUCUGCUUCUCCAAUGGCAGAUGCAACCAGCUCAGGCACUGUUAAGAGAAUGUGUUGUUCGAUACCCGAAAGGGUUCAACUGCAUUUGGCCAUGUUGGCCUUGCAGUUUGGGUAUGCUGGGUUUCAUGUUGUUUCAAGAAUGGCCCUUAACAUGGGCAUAAGCAAGAUCGUGUUCCCAGUUUAUAGGAACAUCCUCGCGUUCCUACUUCUCUUGCCCUUUGCUUAUUUUCUGGAAAAGAAAGAGCGACCACCCAUUUCUCUUUCGUUUGCCGUCCAGUUCUUUCUUCUUGCCAUUGUUGGAAUAACAGCAAACCAGGGAUUCUACUUGUUGGGUUUGGAAAACACAUCACCCACUUUUGCGUCAGCAAUACAAAACUCUGUCCCAGCAAUUACAUUUCUCAUGGCAGUAAUACUCCGACUUGAACAAGUACGACUGAAUCGGAAAGAUGGAAUAUCAAAGGUGAUGGGAACGGUUUUGUGUGUUGCCGGAGCUUCAGUCAUUACUCUGUACAAGGGUCCAACAAUAUACAGCCCAGGUCCGCCGCUACAGAGAACUUCACCGGCGUUGCUUGCACUCGGAGAUGCAGAGGGCAAGAACUGGACUCUUGGUUGUUUAUUCUUGAUAGGGCAUUGCUUGUCAUGGUCCGGUUGGCUCGUUUUGCAGGCUCCGAUUCUCAAGAAGUACCCGGCCCGGCUCUCAUUCACCUCGUACCAGUGUUUCUUUGGGAUCAUACAGUUUCUUGUUAUUGCUGCGUUUCUUGAGAGAGACGCACAAGCAUGGCUUAUUCACUCUGGUAGUGAGCUUUUCAGUGUCUUCUAUGCUGGGGUGGUAGCAUCUGGGAUUGCAUUCGCUGUACAGAUAUGGUGCAUUGACAGGGGUGGCCCCGUCUUCGUGGCUGUCUAUCAACCUGUUCAGACCCUCGUUGUCGCUAUUAUGGCUUCCGUCGCUUUAGGCGAGGAGUUCUACUUGGGAGGGAUCAUAGGGGCAGUAUUGAUCAUAGCAGGGUUGUACUUUGUGCUCUGGGGAAAGAACGAAGAAAGAAAGAUCGCAAUGCAAAAGCCUACGAUUCAGUCCCCGGCGGACCACAGUAACAACAGGACAUCAACCCACAUCAAGUCGUCCCUUGCUCAGCCACUUCUCCCUCAGUCAACCGACGUUUGACCAGCAAGACCCCUAACUUUUACUUAAUUACAGUGUCUGCUGGAAACAAAAAAUCUACUAUUGCUUAUAUAAGAAGGCUUGUUGUGUGUAUGAAGUUGUUACUGUUGUUGUUGUUAUUGUUGUUUUGUUUUUUAUUUGCUUUUAGGGCUUUUAGAAGGGCUUAAAGGGUGAGAAGGAAGAGUUCAAGGGAAUGAAUGAAGGAAUGUGAUGAUUUCUAUUAUCUUUUGAUUGGGUUCUGUGAGCAAAAUUUCAUUCGUUUUGUAUGUUAAUUUAUGGUCUGAUACCCGUGCCCGAAGGCACGACUCAAAAAAAAAAAAUUGUAAUUAAA